AUGUCGGGUUUCACUGCGAUCAAUAAGGAAUCAUACAAGGAAGACGAAGCUGUGCCCCCUCUGACCGCUGAUGACGCCGCCGCCAUGGCCGCUAGCGCCCUCGAAGAGACCGCCGCCACAGCUAACAGCGCCCUCAACCUCGACCUUAACCCCAUCGCCGAGGAAUCUCCAACCACCGUGGCCCCUACCUCUACUACGCCGACUAGGUCUGACACUGAACCCUCUCAAGCUACUAUUGCGAGCAAGGGUAAAGGUGUGCUGGCUGAUAGGAAACCCUCGACCAAGCGAAGAGUACGAUACAGUGAGGUGAAGGAGUUCAAGAAGCUGGAACUGUGCUAUGAGAACAACGAGGCCGUCCCGGACGACCUUGAGGCCAUAAUCGACAGGAUCAAUCAUAGAGUCGGGCAUGAAAUGAAGCCUGCGUAUGAAAAAAUGAUGAUGGAACUCCGCAUGCGACGCUGGCGCGCCAUAGAAGCGAAACAAGCCGACAUCGUGGCUACCAAGAAUGAGCUCGAGCAAGAAGUACUAGCGCUAAGAGAGGAGCGUAAACGGCUACAAGAAGAACUGGCUGACACCAAGUACAAUCUUGCCAUAGCACGAUCAAACGCUGCGUCUGCGCCUCCCACUUCUACGACUACGCCUACGAAGUCAAAGCGUUCCGCGAAGAAGGCAGAGCCAUCCAUCACCCGGCCUGAGAACGCCACGCGUCGGGAUACGUCGGUGCCCAUGGCAUCAGUGGCAGUUGUGGCCCCCUUCGAUACGAUCAUAGAGGCCGGCGUUGAGGCUGUCGUGUCGGGACAGCGUCAGAGAUUGGAGGACUGGGUGAAGGUUGCCGUGGGAAGAGAUAGGCCUCACUACCAGUAG
Molecule: messenger RNA, 864 nt
Organism: Endocarpon pusillum Z07020
Lineage: Eukaryota; Fungi; Ascomycota; Eurotiomycetes; Verrucariales; Verrucariaceae
Exons: 1
Coding region: 1-864 (287 amino acids)
Source: RefSeq, a predicted model, not a curated record